AUGCCAUUAAAUUAUUCGCAUAACACUACACCAGCGAUUUCCUUGGCUCUUGGGAACACCGAAUUCUUUCUGUGGACCAAUGUCGUCUUCGUCAUCUUGGUCGCGAUUACCAACGGUUUCGUGAUGGUGCUGUUCACCCGGCACGAAAAUCUACGGACUCCUUUCAUGACUUAUAUAAUCUUCCUCCUCGGAUCCAACAUUCUGGCGAACAGCGUCAUCAUGAGUCCUGUGGACGCUCUAAAACACGCCGGUGGAUAUUUCUGGAUGGGAUCCUCGGUGUGCACGUACUAUUUGUACGGAUCAAUAGUGGUGACAAGCGUCACGAGCUACUCGCAUCUUCUGAUCACCCUGAACCGGGUGUGGGCCAUCGUAUUCCCGAUUUCGUAUCGGGAAUACCAUACGCGACGCAUGUCCGUGAUAAUUUGUGUGGUGACAGUUUUCAUCCUGCACUUUGUGGCGUUACCGCUGGUACUCGUUGAUCAUUGGCUGUACCGCAUCGAUGAAGCAGUGCGAGGAUGUAACCUCAACCCCGAUGUUGGAGUCACUCGCAUUUGGGGCAUCGUGCUGUCGUUUCCCUUAUUCGUUUGCCCGUUGGUCUGUAUUCAGGCCGCAUAUCCGUUUAUCGUCUACAAGAGAAAACAAGCGACAAAAUUAGCUGUACACAUGACAGCUCGAACCGGUGACGCGAGCAGUGAAAUAGCGACCAAUCAGCGGUUUUUGCCGCGGAAACAUGGCGCAGCGUCCUCACGGGGAUUCGUGGCCUUGACCUUUAUGACCGCCAGCAUUUUAUUGUGCUGGACACCGCCAGUGGUGUACUGGACGCUUGUCGGGUUCUCGGGAUUAGAGAUAAACACUCUGCUUCUGGAUAAGUUGGGUUGGUUCAUGUACCAGGUGCAAGCACUGGUGGAUCCCGUCUUGUUCACCAUCUGCUUGACCGACCUCAGAAAAACGGCCAAGACAUACCUUUGCUUGCAGUUUUGCAGAGCAUGA
Messenger RNA from Paramacrobiotus metropolitanus, 990 nucleotides. RefSeq names its product 5-hydroxytryptamine receptor 1B-like. The coding region runs from base 1 to 990 and encodes 329 amino acids. The transcript has a single exon. Gene Ontology annotation, molecular function: G protein-coupled serotonin receptor activity; neurotransmitter receptor activity. NCBI's taxonomy places the organism in Eukaryota, Metazoa, Tardigrada, Eutardigrada, Parachela, Macrobiotidae. The record is from RefSeq and is a predicted model, not a curated record. Gene Ontology annotation, cellular component: dendrite; membrane. Gene Ontology annotation, biological process: chemical synaptic transmission; G protein-coupled receptor signaling pathway, coupled to cyclic nucleotide second messenger.